Molecule: messenger RNA, 1504 nt
Organism: Aspergillus neoniger CBS 115656
Lineage: Eukaryota; Fungi; Ascomycota; Eurotiomycetes; Eurotiales; Aspergillaceae
Exons: 1
Coding region: 197-1054 (285 amino acids)
Source: RefSeq, a predicted model, not a curated record
AUGCGGCAUCAUUCAUCAGUCAUACCCGCAACCUGCAAUCACUCAGAAUGUGUGACAACACAGCAAAAUAUUCUUCAAUCUGAUCAGUACACUGGUAUCGCGCCUCAAAUUGCGUCUCAAGACUAUCCUCGGCCGCAGGACCUUGCAAAUAAUUCUAUGAAUCUUUCUUUCCUUCGCACCUGCCGUCAGAUCUACUAUGAAGCCCGACAUUUACCUACCCUAUAUGCGCACUAUUUUCUUCACCCAGCAAGUUGGAACCUUCUCCAAUUUUUCUUUUUGUUUACGACGCUGGCAAGUUCAAUCAAUACAAUAUCUCAAGAUACGUGUUCCACCUCGGCAAGGCAUGGAUACACACCUCGCUGAAUGGAAUGAGACUUUCUCGUUGAUCAGUCUCGGUUUCCCCAAUCUCGCUGCCAUCUCUAUCCAGAUUUAUCUUCAUUUUCCUGUGCAGGCUGUACGAGACACUUUUUGGGAUGGAGGCCUUCUCGAGCUCUGUCGCCUGAAGCGUCUCCGGGGGGUGAGGCUCUCCAUCUCCGAAUUUGAUCCUGCAUGGCCAGCCACCAGAGACCCCGUCGUCUUCUUCACAUACGCGGCCGGCUCAUUGCCUGAUUUCAUGGAUGAGAUCACAGACAGGAACAAACAACUGCCAUCCCUCCUGCAAUCGUCAUUGCCAUCCCAUCAGACACCAAAACACAUCUGUUUCCGCGAUGCGCGCGACAAACUCAGGCAUCGGGUUCAACAAGACACGUCCAUUGGUGUGGAGUGGGCAUCCCCUGACUCCUACCACAGUGGCCAGCUCUUCUUCCGCUUUGCUCCCAAUACUUUCCCGCUCUACGUCCGCAACCUGAUCCACACCCUCCCCCGCCGGUGGCCGCAUCGAACCCACGCGCACAUCCGGCGCGAGGAUCGCUUGCAUAGGAAUAAAACCGACUACGCGUACGUCUACAUCGACAGCGCGUCGCAUCCGGAGCACAAUCAAUACCCAAUCUUCGGGUUCCAAUACAACCCCAAUCUGAGGCGCCAGCAUAACGAGCAGUACAUUGCACAAGUCUAGCAGCAUUGCGGCUGUCCCGCGAGCGGCUCCGGCAUUCUCUUGCUUCUGCCCCUUAUUCCCGGCACCGGCAGCGAGAGGAUGGCGACCCCCGACCAUUGUCGCAAUCAUCUAGGGACCAGGAGCGAAAGGAAGAGCCUUGUCAUCAAGCAUCCGAGGUUAUGGUACCAGCUCCUCGACGCUGGGCUAGUCCAGGUUUUCAAGAAGAUUUCCCUAGUCGCCGAGCGCUGAGAUCCACAGUGAAUGAAAGACCGGGCGACUGGAGACGGCAACUCACAGAGGAGGCAUUUGCGCCAUUCAUUGAAUCGUUUCCGCUGGCACUUUGAUGGCGGUUUGGGAAUCCGCCUUGUUAGCAGGGGGUCUCAUCAUCACUCAUCGGAGAAGGGCGUGGAGAAGGGACCUCAUCUCGCGGCGAGAUGAUUAUUCCAAUACCCGAGGUCUGCCCAACGCAGA